AGUAGUUGAGGAGGAGGAGGAGGAGGAGGGAAUCCAGAUGGGAAGGAGCAGCAUCGGCGCCGCAGGAAAGAAGGAGAGAGAGGGAGAGAGACUGGAGCAGAAGACACGAAGCCUCAUCUCUGCUCGGAGAUGAAAGACACUUUUAUCACACACUGAACAAUCGGAUCUCACUUGGUGCCGCAAUGUAUUUUGGUAAUGUGUGCCACAGCACUCUGCCGCCGCUGGCUCGUCCCACGCUGGGCAGGACCCAGCCCUCUCCUGACCCGAAAGCCCUCCUCCCCCUCCACCUGCUGCCUGGAUUCACUGACAUGGAUCAUAUACAUAAAGCUCUGAUUGGCCCAGGCUUCGGGCUAACGUCACACUUAAUAAGAAAGCCCAGUUCCUGCGGCGUCUGUCGUCUUAGAUUCAACUCUGAGGCUCAGGCGUCCUCCCAUUAUACCGGCACAAAGCAUGCGAAAAAGCUGUUAGCUCUGGACGCCCCAGAUUCAAAGAUCAGGACCUGUGAACCGGUCUCCAAGGAAACUGCAGUCCUGUUGUCAUCGUGCUCACGGCCCUCCAGCUCUGACACAACAUCAGGAGAGCCUUCAUCGCUGAACCCUACCUCAGAAAUGGCACCAUCAACCAGUGGCUCCACUGAAACUGUGAAAGCACCUUCUGACCCUUCCUUGUCACCCAUUUCAAGGACAACAGAGAAAGAGGCACCAAAAGAUGGAGAGGCAGAAGCUCCAGGAGAGGAGACCGAAGAAGCAAAAGCUAUUCGUCUUCUGUACUGCUCUCUCUGCAAGGUGGCUGUCAACUCAGCCUCCCAGCUUCAGGCCCACAACAGUGGCACCAAGCACAAGACCAUGCUCGAGGCCAGAAGUGGCGAUGGAGCCAUCAAAUCCUUCCCCAGGAUGGGGGUCAAAGGCAAGAUGGCUGCACCAUCUGAGUCAUCGACAGGACUCCAGAAUAAAACUUUCCACUGUGAGAUCUGCGACGUGCACGUCAACUCUGAGACUCAGCUCAAACAGCACAUCAGCAGCAGGAGACACAAGGAUAGAGCGGCAGGUAAACCAGCCAAGCCUAAAUUCAGCCCCUACACCCUCACCCAGCGUCACCAGAGUUUCCAGGCAAUAAGGCUGACUUUACAAAAGAACCAAGAUCUGACCAAGCCUCUGGCGUCUUGUGUCCUCCAGCGUCAGCUCUCUGUUGCCGCCGCUGCUGCCAUGGCAUCUUUGCCCCCAUUCCCUCUCCCACCUGCAUCAAACUCGAACCCCGCCCUGUUUCACAGUCAAUCCCUCCCCCAGGCCCUGCUUCAUCCGGCACCCGGACCCAUCUGCACAACGCACACAUCUGUUCUGUUUUCCCCCUACUGACCCGGCCGAUGUCUCUAUUGCUUCUGAACUACAGCUAAAAGCAGACAUGAGGCCCGAACAAGAUGUGAUAUAAGCCAGUGCCCUUUGUACUUCACAUGCCAACAGACACCAUGGGUGUCACGGACCAGAGUGGGUCAGAUUGAGGUAGCAGAUGGGCGAAAACAGAGUAUUUUGAAAUGUGAGAGAGUGUGUGAAUGCUACCGGGUGCGUGGACAGACGUAUUCAUCACAGAAGUGCAAGUUUUUGCUUUAUAUUGUAGCACUUUUGCUAAUAAUCUUUGACGCAUUAAAGAAAUUCCCUCUCUCGAAAUAUAUAUAUAUAUAUAUGUGUGUGUAUAUAUAUAUAUAUAUAAAACAAAGAUGCAGGAUAGCGAACUUCCAUGAUGAAUAUAUCUGUGUGUGUUUGUACGUGCACACGAAUGCUAUUCAGAGCAUGCUUAAUUAUUACUUUCCAAUUUAAUAAAAAAUUCCUGGGGACGCUCACAUCAAUUGCACAAUGUUCCUACUUUUCUUUCUGUCUGAGGCUUAAUGCAUUCUCACGAGGUUAUUGUGAAAAUGCUCCAAAAAUGUGCAAUUUAUCAAAUAAAUAAGUGCAAUAACGAUUCAAGUUCAUGUCUUUGUCGGAUGGAAAUUUUAAGCAUCAAAAAGAUGAGAGCGUACCCAAGACAAAAAACAUUUGACUUUCUCAUUUCAACUCCUUGUGUACGUGUCUCCGUGUAUGUGCCGGAAUUGUUGACGCAGCCAGGUGUCGCCUCCUCUCCAGAUCAUAAAUCUCAGUAUCUGACUACGACUUAAGCUCAGUUAAUCUCCUUUGAUACUUAGCAGCACACAGAAAAUUUUUCCUAGGUUUUUUUUGUUUCAGGUAAAAAGGACACAUCCAUGGCAGGAUGUCUCCGAAGGCCCCUCCACAUAUCCUCCAGCUUCAAUCUCUGAGAUAAAUCAGUGCAGGAAUGUUACCGAUGUUAUUGUCUGUCUUUCUGAUAAGGUUUACUACACUGCAGCUGCAAGCAAUGUGGUCAGUUUGGUGCACUUAGUAUGGAUACAGUGAGUGUGUGUGUGUGUGCUGCAAGAGUACCCCUCGUCAUAUUUUCUUUCAUCAGACACCAAACUGGAUUAAUUUGUUAGAUGUUUUACUUCUGUCUCCUGCAGUUGCUCCAAAGCAAAUAACCUUACCGGCCAGUUCGGAGAGUUAUCAUCCAAUAUGUCACUGCCUCCUGAUUCUUCCCAUUGUCACGGCAGUUAAUAUUAUUAUAAAUUGCCUGGGUGAUGACUGUGAACAUCUGUGUGGGGGAUGCUCAAUUCUCCACACGCUAUUGGAAUUCAGACCUCCACUGGCCCCCUAACUGCCUGGCUCACUCCCUGGCCAGCCUAAACCGCCUUUUCUCCUUCACCUUUUGCCAUCUUUCUUUGGUUAUCUCACAUGUUCACGUCUAUGUUCUCCACCAGCUUUCUGGCAGGUGCACGUGCACACAUAAACAUAUGUCAACAGUACAAAAGCCUGACUUGGCAUCCAGGGAAUUUUUUAUUCUGUGCUACCUGGAACGACUACAAAAGUACAAUGCAGAGCUAUGCAUGCCAUGUGAAGGCUGCUUGCUGUUCACGUUCAUAAAAAGGCUAUAAUAAGCUCUUGGCGUGUGAACGCAACCUUUUGACACAUUUCAACUCAGUUCAAAUAAGUAAGAACAAAGGAGGUUGUGUAUACAAUGAGUAUGAGUGACAGGAAUCACCAUUCAAGCUUAAAAUACUUACGUUUUUCUUAUUAUUGUAUUAGACCAGAGUUUGUUGAAAGAAGAGAAGCAUACCUUGGUAAAUUCACUGAUUUGCUUCAUAGCCUUUGAAUCAUAGAAGAAGACCAAUCCUACUCUCAUCUCUGUAUGGAGGUGCCAGUAUAGUUGUGUCUCCAUCACACAAUUCACCAUUUUAUGGGGUUAUCGUGGAUGUUUAUCAGGACUCUGUGAAGGGAAAUGUCUCACUUGGCAACAAAAACACACCUUGCACACAACACCUAUUAAACAAAGUGCAGUUUUGACGCUUGAGCUUUUGCAACUCAUUAAACAACUGAGACCAACAAAUGGGCUAAUUGGUGAAGUUUAGAGACACAAGGAUUUAUUUGUGUAACAAAACCAACCGCACAGUCUACAUGAAAGUGGACCUGUUGUUCUCGUUUCUAGCGCCGUAUUUCAAUUCUUGCAUUCAACCAGAGAAACUUUGAUCAAAAAAAAUAAAAAAUAAAAAAUCCUGAUUUGUGUUGUAAAAGCUCUGGAUGCACACACCUCAUUCACCUGCUAUGUCAAACAAAACUUUUUAAGUUCUUAUUACUUUAAGGCCACAGUUUUAAUUGAUUGGCUGCCCCUCUCAGUCAGAAGAUUUAAACAGCAGGUGAGUGUGGUCUCUCUACUCAGAGGGUUAGUUAGCAGCCCUUCUCUAUGACAUCAUGUAGUGCCAAGAGUAAAACAAGAGAUUUAGGGGUGUUGCAGGGAAUACUUACACACACACUGAUCACAUUAUUUAAAAGACUGACCCUGUAACACUACAGAUAUGACUGGCCCACUUGAACAUGGCAUUUUCAGGGAUCUGAAUUUUCUUUUUUUCACCUAUUAUAAAAAAAAGAAUUACGACAGGCCUGUUCAGAGACCUCAUGGUAUUUUACCAGGUGGUUAACAGCAAUCUGUGGGCUUUAAAUCCAGUCAAAGUAUUGCACAUCUAAAGGCUGGCACUCCUACACCACAAGACCUUUGCAAGCUGCCCUGUGGGAGCAAUGUCUCUCCAGCUCGAGUGGGCAGACAAAAGGUGAGCAGGCUGAGAGGGCGCUGCAGCAUAAGCACCAUCUGUCUGGGUCAGCAUACCUCCAUGGCAAUCUAGUGAGCACAAGUUAAAAGUUCAGACAAAGCCUUCAAUUUGGCCUCUUGCUUAAGAUGCAUCUGUGGCUGUUGCAGCCCCAGACAGGAUAUGUUAGGUCCCUGCAAGGCUUUCCGGUCCUGUGGAGGCAGUGCAGCAGUAUGGCAUGGCGCAGCAGAUCAGUAAAGGGAACGGAUGUUGGCUGUGAAGUUAAUGUCUCGGCAGGGUGUUCAAGAGCAGGCUGUAAGGCAUAAUGGCCAAGGUGCAACCCACUGAGAGCUGAUUGUGUGUCUGGGGCCCGGUCCUGCUGUCGUCUGUGUUCAAUGGGAUGUGAGUGUGAAGGAGUGCUGCUGCAGUUAUGUUUGUUAGUAGUGCAGCAGCUGGUUUUGCAUCCAUAGAAGGAAAACUGCUGGAAUCCUUCUGCAUUGCUGAAAGAAAGAAAGAAAGAAAGAAAGAAAGAAAGAAAGAAAGAAAGAAAGAAAGAAAGAAAGAAAGAAAGAAAGAAAGAAAGAGGCCACCUACUCCACCAGUAUCGGAUCAGUCUGAGGCCUAUAAAACAACCUCUACUAAACCUCUACAAAGUUUAAUUUUAGGCUUUGAUUACACAACCUAUGUUAUGAUUUCAUUACCAUAAAUUGUGAUUAUGGCACCAUAAGCACAUUUUCCAUAUUAAAAAAUGGGACUUUGUAUUUUUGGCCCCAGUAGAGGCGAGCUCACAGAUUAGAGUUAAUACUUUUCAUCUGGUAGAAAGGCAGAUGAUGGUUUCAUUGGCCAGUCAGGAUGUCUGGACACGGAUGUAGGAGCUAGAGAUCUGAGUGGACAGAGAUGAGUUUAUGAUCUCUUUAUAACCGUAUUACGUCACAAAAGGUUGACAGACUCCUACUGGCUACUGUUAUACUAAAAAAGGCAACCUAUUCGUGUGUGUUGAUGUCUCGUCUUGCUUUUUAUUAUCUUUAUUGUACCCUAAUUUCACAGUCAGCCACAGCACUCACUCUAUUUUUAUUUUAAUCCCUUCCUCCUAUCCCUUUUCCUCUACCUGUGAUAAUAAGUUUCUCUCCAGGCAGCUGACAUGCGGGUAGCGAGGAGCUGCAUGAAAAGACUGUGUGAUGGAUUUGUCCAUUAAAGCAAGCUGAGCUAAAACCCGCGGAGUCCCUCUGGCUGUCUAUCCGUCUGACUUUAUACGUUUCUCUCUCUUUUUCUUUUGCUCUUUAAUGCAGUCAGACUCUCUAAAAAAAACACACACACGCACAAACACCACUGAGUAUUUCCCCUGCUGUGAGGCAACAGCUGUAACAUUUGCUUUCUUUUAGCAAGAAUAAUACACCUUUUAAGUAAACACCAAUGAGUCACCACAGGACUGUAAGGCUUACACACACUCACUCAGUUCCACCCCAACACUAAAAUGGCAUCAGCUACAUUCUUUCAAAAUAAGUGUAAUUUAUUUUGUUUGUAAUUAAACUUGAUUGCUACAUGUCCUCAUGCAGGUAAUGUUGAAAUAAUCCCGCUUAGAAUUCACAAAGAACCAAACAUUUGUGAGAAAGGUCAGCUAAACGGAGGACUGUUAAUGAUCCAUGGUCUUGUCCAAUAUCAGGUGCCUGUUUACAGCUGAGCCAACUUUUCUGAAGUCAUUUUUUUUAGUGGGUGACAGUGACAACACCCAAACCUUACCAAACCUUCGCUGUAGUCUCGGUUUGCUUGGCUGGCAUCCUCCUCACUUGCAGAAGGUCCAAAUGAAUUAGCUGCAGUGCAAUGCCAGAAAGGUCCAGGUUUCCUCCCCAUCCCAUGCCAAGCAAGACAUCCCCUGUGUGGCUUGGAAAAUUAAAUCAGCUCAUGACUAUGUAAUACCAAGUAAUCCAGUAUUUAUGGAACAUUUAUUGAGCAAAACCUGGGUUAAUGAUGGGUACUUAUGGGUGCAGGGUGACUGUGAGAGAGGCAGAUCUCUAUGUGUGCAUGUGUGUGUGAGAGAGAGACAGUGUGCAUAAAGGUAUGCACUUAUUAUGGGCCUCAUGUCACAGAGAAGAAGACAGGAGUCUGUAUACUGGAAGAGACU
Maylandia zebra (zebra mbuna) is the source of this 6242-nucleotide messenger RNA. Its product is annotated as zinc finger protein 385D. Gene Ontology annotation, molecular function: zinc ion binding; nucleic acid binding. NCBI's taxonomy places the organism in Eukaryota, Metazoa, Chordata, Actinopteri, Cichliformes, Cichlidae. Gene Ontology annotation, cellular component: nucleus. The record is from RefSeq and is a predicted model, not a curated record.